CCAUUCCGCUCAAUCAAAACUUUUUUACAACCAAUAAACAAAGUUCAACAGCUGAUAGGGACAGGUCAAACUGUAAAUAUAGUGUUUCUCUGUGUUGUGAAACACUACUUGUUGCAAAAAAACAAAUUUAAAAAUUCUAUGUGUUGUUUUCAAUUAAGCAGUGGCUGAAGUUAUUAGAAUUUAAACUUGCUUAGACUUACAAGGGAUGUUUUGAUAACCUCAAAGAGUAAACAAACAACACAUACAUGAUACAAGAUCAAAAUGGGGGUUGAAGGUGUAAUGGUGACAUACAAUUACUCUGACGAUGGCGAAUUAGCAAAUAUCCUGACGGUAGCCGCCUCAGGGAUCAAAUACUCCAAUCGCUGGGUGCUUACACAUGGGUCCAUACUAUCACCACUAAAACAGGCGAAGAUCAUCAAAGAUGCUCGCGGAAAGCCUAUUUUAAGUGACGACUUCUACAACCAGUUACCAGAAAUGUAUGUAACGUGUGAAAAGGAUAGCAAGAUGGCAAAUGUGUAUGAAGGAGUGGAGAAACUGAGCAGAGAACGGAAUUGUGAUGAUACGGACUUAGAGCAUACAAGCUAUCAAGCCAGGGUCAUGACUGGAAGAAUAUGUCAUGUAUGGCAGUGUCCAGUUUUGGAUAGAUGUGUUGAUGACAUCCUUUAUAGCUGGACAAUAGGACAUCGCGACGGAGACGUUGAAAAACAGACUCAGUUAGGCAAAGCUCUACUUUCAGUCUUCGUUCUCAUCGAUUUGGAGAGUGAUAUCGCAGGGCUUAAGACACUUCGGCCACUAUCAGAACUGCUAGACAUGGUCAAACCACCUCCAGACCGUGGAACCAAUAUCCAAGUACAUUCUACGCCUUUUGGAUGUGAGGUUUUCCUCAAUGCAGUGACGCGAGGGUCCGUAUGUGGAGUGGUGGGGAAAAGGCCCUCCCUACUUUUGACUGAUGCUGCUACAGCACUUGGCUCGGAAGGCGGACCUGUGUAUACAGACGGGCCCACUAAAGAGUUAGUGGGUGCUGUAGUAUGCAGUGUGUCGUGGUGGAGAGGCGAAUGGGUUGGAUUGACCCUGGCCGCUCCAUUGCGAUCAAUUCUUGCGGCCAAACUCAGAGUUCCUCCAGACAGUGUACCGCGGGCACCCGUAUCUCCUCUUCAUAGUCACAUACUUGAACAAAUAGACCGAGUGACGAUAUUAGUUCGUUGUGGCAAUGCAUGGGGCGCGGGCGUAUACUUGGGAAGGGGAUACGUCAUCACCUGCGCACACGUCGUUAAACAUCAUGCAUCGAGCAAAGUCUCAAUAUAUUGUCAAGGUGUCAAAGAAACGGCAAUAGUCCGGUACAAGACUGCGGACGACAAGGCUUAUGACCUGGCUUUGCUCUUCACGAACCCUCAGUGCUGGACGCAUUUAGUACCCGUUGAGUUUAGCGAAGAAGCUGCCAUUAAAGGCGAAUCGGUGUUAGCUGCCGGAUAUCCGUACUUCAAUGAGAAUAAUCUAGAAGAUUUAAAACCGACGGUGACAUCUGGACAUGUGAACAACGUGUCGCCUUCCUUGAUACAGACAUCUUGUUGCGUGCAAUCUGGAUUUAGCGGUGGACCAAUAUUCCGUUUAUCAAAUAGUAAUAAAGUUGAAGUUUUGGGAAUAAUAGCCAGCAAUGCUAAAACGGAGACAGGCGCCUGUUACCCCUACAUUAAUAUGGCUGUACCCACGAGAGCAUUUCUCAAAAUAAUACAACACUUUAUAUUGGAUAGAGACGAAACAAGACUAUCAACCAUCGAGAACAACCGUGAAAUGAUACAAUCACAAUGGCGACUACUGCCGUAUAGAUCUAAAAUCUGAAUUAAUCCUAUAUUCAUUUUAGUAUUUACAAAACUAAAAUGUAUAAAUAGUAAUAAAAAUGUUGAGUUUAUUUAAACAAUUUUGACUUACGUAUGUCGUAUUAAAAAUUAAACCUUUGACAAC
This is a messenger RNA of Pieris rapae (cabbage white), 1962 nucleotides long. RefSeq names its product peroxisomal leader peptide-processing protease. Gene Ontology annotation, molecular function: serine-type endopeptidase activity. The record is from RefSeq and is a predicted model, not a curated record. The transcript has 11 exons. Gene Ontology annotation, cellular component: peroxisome. Lineage: Eukaryota; Metazoa; Arthropoda; Insecta; Lepidoptera; Pieridae. Gene Ontology annotation, biological process: regulation of fatty acid beta-oxidation; protein processing. The coding region runs from base 262 to 1839 and encodes 525 amino acids.